UUCAGGAUGAGGUGUUGCAGGGUCGGUCUGCUGGUCUGUCUGACUUUACUCCUGCACAGUGGAGAGGCCAAAGUGCUCACUGAAUCACAGUCCGGGCCCCUGUAUCGUGUGUUGGGCGCUUCACUCUCCAUCUCCUGCAAUGUCAGCGGCUUUGCAGACGACAGCACUCCAAAGAAAUUCGAGUUCCGUGUCACGAAGCCCAAAAAUCCAACAUUCCAGAUCAACAUCAUCAGUUCUUCUGAUGAAAGCUUUGCGUAUGCCGCAUACAGCCAACGUGUGGCACGCAAGGAGAUUACUCUGAAACAUGUGUCUCCGAACUCCGUCCUCUUUGAGAUCCAGAGCCUGCAGAAAGCUGAUGAAGGCGACUUUGAGUGCAAUGUGGUCAACACAGAAUCUGCUUACGCUGGAACCUACAAUGCAAACACAUUAGUUAAAGUGAUUGACAACUCCUUAAGUGUGUCAUCACCUGUCUCCACAUCACUGAGCCAUAAUGAGGGUGAUGCUCUCACUCUAACGUGCCAAGCCUCCAGCAACACCAUCCAGCACACCCAUCUGUCUUUAGCCUGGCUUCUCCAAAAAGACGGCGAGGAGGACGCUCGGCCGAUCAUUUCUCUGGACAGGGAUUUCACCCUGAUUCCAGGCCCGACAUUUGAAGGGCGUUAUCUUGAUGGACUCAUAAGGUUAGAUAAAAUGGGAGAGGCCACAUAUAGGUUACAUAUGGCAAAGCUUGAGGUGUCAGACCAAGGCAAGAUCUACUGUCAGGCUCAGGAGUGGAUCCAAGAUCCUGACCGCUCCUGGUACUCUAUCACACAGAAGGAUGCAGAGAGCACUGCACUACAUGUCAAAGCCAGAGAGGUGGUGCCAGACACAUCGUCUCUGGUGGUGAGAAUCUCCAUCCAGCAGACAACUCUGCAGGAGGGCCAGGAGCUAUCGCUAUCCUGCAACGUAGACGCUGACAAUCUGGAGAAAAGGUUUCUUUCUGUAAGCUGGCUCCGGGGAAGUGUUGAGCUGGCGCGCAUCGAACCUACAGGCAUUCUGUCUGUGGGGCCCGAGUAUAGUGGCAGAGAGAAAAGAGGCGAGCUGAGGGCCGCCCGGGUCGGGGACAAAGAGUACCGUCUCAGACUGCAGCCUGUCAGAACUGAGGACCACGGAGAAUAUUUCUGUCGGGCAUGGCCUCAGGACAGAGGCCAGGAUGGAGCCUUUACAGCCGGAGAAGCCCAGACUUCCAGCCCCCUGCUGGUCAGCAUCUCCGCAUCAGAAAGUGGGCUCUCAGCUGAAAUGCAAACCUACGUGAGUGUUGACGAAGGUGACAGGCUGAACCUCACCUGUAAAGUGGAUGGGGUUAAGGGUCAACUCUCUGUGACAUGGGAACGUCAGUCCACGUCCAAGUUUGAAAACAUCAUCAGUCUAAGUCAGGAGGGCGUCACGGAGAUAGAGGGGGAGUCAGCGAGUCGCGGAGUGAGGGCAACACGCCCAACGGCCGACACCUUCACUUUAGAGCUGGAUGAGGUCACGCCCUCUGAUUCAGGCAUCUACCAGUGCUCUGUGUCUGAAUGGAAAACAAACAGCAAGAUCCACAGCCAGUCAGCAACGAGCACUGUGACAGUUAGUCCCACAAAGUCAUCUGUGAAACUGAUCAGUCGCAAAACCAGUGUGACUGUUGGAGAAAAUGUGGAGUUGAUGUGCCGGGUCCAAGGUCCACAUGUGCCAACAACUCUGAGUUGGAUCCUGCAGCACGAAGAUGCGACCAUUCAAAACAUCCUUACACUGAAGUGGAAUGGUGAUAUCAGCUGGUCUGGAGACCAGCACGUCUACCAGUUGAGAGUAGUGAACAAACCCAAGGAGGUCACUCAUUAUCUGCUUAUCAAUGGUGCCAGCCCCAGAGAGGCAGGGAAGUACCAGUGUGAGGCAUCUGCCUACAUCCAAAAUUUUCCCAAGAAGCCGCGUCCAUCCAACCAAGUGGCUGUGAUGGUGCAGUACCCAGAGAGCAAACUCAGUCUGACCUCCCCUCCCACUUUGACAAGAAAUAUCAACAGUGACAUAGAAAUAAAGUGCUCAGUUAGCUCAGAGCCCUUUGCAUCCUCUCAAUAUGCCGUAACCUGGCUGCACCAGCAACAGGGAGAAAAUAAGACCAUCGUAAGCUCGGACCGGGAAGCCCUCAUAACAUUUGGGACCCAGGUGGAGCCGAGCGACAGACAACGAAUCAGCAUGAGGCGCAGCAAGGGUCCAAGUUUUGAGUUGACUAUUCGGCAAGCUCAGAUCUCGGACCAUGGCUCGUACAUAUGCCAGGUGGCGGAGUGGCUACAAGAAGCUCGUGGUAACUGGUAUCAGCUCCCGCCAAAGUCCCAAAUCACUGAGCUGAAUCUAAUUGAGCCUGCCAACGAUCUUCGGUUAGAAGUGGUUGGGCCGCAGCAGCUGAUUGCAGGAGAGGGAGACGAGGUGAAACUCAAGUGUAACAUCCUCUCCGGUGCAUUCAGUCCUUCUGUCUUCUACAAAGUUGCCUGGCUCUUCACUGGACACAGUUCCCCCACGACAAAUGUCUCCUUAGUAGAGCUCGAUCACAUGGGUUUGCUGCGGUAUCCUGAGAACGAGCCGCUCAGAGAUCUGCAGGGGCGGCUUCGUCUCGUCCGACCCACACAGAGCAGCUUCCACCUCAGAAUUCAGACGGCCCAUGAGGGGGAUAGUGGGACGUUCCAGUGCCAGGUGGAGCAAUACCAGCUGGAUCGUGAAGGUCACUGGCAGCAAAAGGCCUCAGAGAGCGCUGGUCCUAUCUCGCUGACUGUGAAUGUUGCUGAAAAAAACCUGUCCAUGGUAAAGGAUGAGCAGGAGCUAAAUGUGAGCAGCUCCGGGGACUUCACCAUCCCCUGCCACGUCACUGACCAGCCCAGCGAUGAAUCUGAGUUCCAGGUCACAUGGUUUUGGCAGAAGGAAACAGGAAUUCAAAAACGGCCCAUAUUCGUAGCUUAUCGAAACGCUACCCUACAAGACAUGUUGGUUGGGGGUCGUCAGCUGAGAUUUGGCCACCCUGCACCCAAUCGGUUCAGCCUUACGGUCUCGAAGCCAGCUCCUGAAAACAGCGGCCUGUAUUUCUGCGAGGUAGAGGAGUGGCUGCCCUCUCUGUCUCGUGGAUGGAGGAAGGUCGCGGUGGAAACGUCUGGACACUUGACUGUUAAUGUCUUGACAGAAGGAGAAGGCGCGUUCGAGCCACAAUGCAAGUCAGCUACCUGGAUAGGGAUUCUUGUAGUGCUUGUCAUAGGCUCACUGUUGGUGAUUUCCCUGCUGUUGCUGAAGAUAUGCCGGACCAACGCCUCGGGAGGAAAGAAGUCAGGCAAAUCUCUUUGGGCAGAAGAGCACCAGCUGAAUAGCAAACUCGAUGCAGAGGAUUGAGUCUCAUCGGCUGCAAGUGGAGAGGAGAGCGUGGGACAGGAGAAGAAGUGGAAAAAUACGUUCUUAUUUUUUUAAAGGAUAGUAUAUGCAAUAAUGUUUUAUAACUUAAAAAGUUGCACUGUACAUAUUAUUAUUAAUUUGAAAUUCACAAAUAGAACCUGUUGAUGUUGUUCCAUAAAAAUAGUUGGGAAAUAAUUUUGCCUUAAUGAAGUUAUGAUUUUUAUUAGACCAUCAAUAUUAAAGUUGCACUUUUUAUUUACAGCCCAAACAUAUUUGCUUUAACAGCAUCACAUCUUGCUUGCAGUGGUCUGUUGAGGGAGGCAGCAGAUCAACUUUGUGUUCUUGCACCAACCUUCUCAUGCCGGGCGGAUUGUCACCGGGGCUUUGAUGAUGAGAAGUGUAAGACUAUAGCGUGUCUCUGGGAGGAGCAGAGUGUGCAAUGUGGUGAGAUCUGAGAUAUUCCCCUGUGAGAAUGACGGUGAUGAUUCAACCAGGAAGUGCUCUGUGGUUCUGCAAUGGUUGAGCUCAUGACUGUGGGGCGACAGUGUGGUCAGGCAGUUCUGCUGAAGUGCAUGUCUUUAUCAGUGUCUGUGCAGAUAGCAGAAGUAGAAAUCUGCUAGAAGAAGCAAACUCUAGGUUUGUUGACGUACUUGCCUCCGUCAUUAGAUUCUAGAUACGCAGUUUGACUCAAAAGACAAGACAUGGAGGCUUUGUGCCUAUUAGUGCUUGUGUGUGUGUGUGUAAAUGGUAAAUGGUCUGUAUAUGUACAGUGCAUCUGUGUGCAGCACUUUCUGUAUCUUUAUCACAUGCCAAAACAACCCUCAGGGGUUCAGUAUCUUGCCUGCGGGCACAAGGAAUAGGAUCAAACCGCGGACUUAGUUGAUGGACAACACGCUCUACCUCCCAAGCUACAGCCCUGUGUGCAUAUACUACUCGUUUUAGGACAUUUUCCUGUAUAAACACUCACUAAGGUCAGUCCUAAUGAGGCAAAACUUAAUUUCUGUGUGCGAGUUUGUAUCACUGAAUGUGUAUUUGUUCAUGUGUUUUUUUGUGCAUGCAAGGUCCAUUUUUUAGUUUUUUGGCUGUCGUCAGACACAUAUGACAUUGAAAUGUAACAAUUAUGAGAUUAAACAUCUAAUCUAUGGUGUUUGUACAUUUAAAAUGUUGUUUUUCCCUAUCAUACGCCAAUAACAACAAUAAAUGCACAGCUAUCUCCA
This is a messenger RNA of Limanda limanda (common dab), 4604 nucleotides long. Its product is annotated as immunoglobulin superfamily member 3-like. Bases 7 to 3387 code for a protein of 1126 amino acids. Lineage: Eukaryota; Metazoa; Chordata; Actinopteri; Pleuronectiformes; Pleuronectidae. The transcript has 10 exons. The record is from RefSeq and is a predicted model, not a curated record.